CGCAUUACAUUUCUUCAAGCAACAAUCGCUAUUUGUGAUUCUGUUAACCAUUCUGCAAUAAAGAUUGAACCCGUGAGUGGAGAAAUGGAGAUGGGCCCUUAUGGUCCGUAUGUUCCGCAUGGUGCGCAUUGUUCACAUUUCAAUUUGAGACUUAUUUCUGCUAAGAAGGAAUGGAAUCCACGGAGAAGCAGACAUUCGCAUGGCUAUGGCUAUCGACUUCACAACGAAUAUUGUACGGGAUCUCUUAUUUCUCGACAAGUUGUUAUCACUGCUGGACAUUGCAUAGAAGGCAAGCAAGGAUCAAUUCUUAUGGUGAAUUUCUUGAAUCGCAGGAAACUGAUUUUGUUUCGCACAGUUAAAAAAUUUCAUAUAUAUAAGCAACGACUGGGAGACGAUAUCGCUCUUUUAUUGCUCAGCAAGCCAAUCAACGUUUGCGAUGCCCGAGAGCCAAAUGUAGACGAGCGUUUUGGAAUAAUAAGGUUGCCUCUUGGAAAUUCAUUCCGUUCCCGUUGGACCGAUCAUGAUGUCGAGUUUUCGAAAUGUACAAUGUAUGGAUACGGGAGAAGUGAGAGUGAGUUGUUCGAAUGCGCUGAUUUUAUUGCUUCGAUAGAGCAAUUACGGAUUGAUUAUCGCUUGCGAAGUAUGCGAGUCCAUUUGAAAACUAAAUCGCCAAUACUUAUCGCUAGCCUCGACGACAGAAGAAAAAUUUGCCAGGCGAGAACAUAA
Molecule: messenger RNA, 726 nt
Organism: Dracunculus medinensis (Guinea worm)
Lineage: Eukaryota; Metazoa; Nematoda; Chromadorea; Rhabditida; Dracunculidae
Source: the annotation of a GenBank genome assembly